AUGCAGGACCCGGACACCACAAACGUCAAUGGUCGUGCUACCGACUACGAAAAGGACAAACAGCGCACGGUACAGACUUGGAAUGAGAAGCAAACAAGGGAAGAUGAGGGUUUCGCAAACAAUACUCAUACGAAUGGGGAGGUAGUAGGCAAAGAGAAGGAUCUGGAAAGCGAGAGAAGAGCGAGCCAGGAUGAACAGAGUCGGGAAGUAAACUAUGAAGGCAACGUACAAGAGACGGAACAAAACGGUCGCCCGACUUCAAAGUCAAGCCAUAAAGCCGACGCUGCUACAGGGGAAGACGAAGAAGCCGAAGAUGAAUCCAACUAUCUUUCCGGUCUCAAACUCGGCAUCCUCUCCCUCGGUCUCUGCCUCACAACUUUCGUCAUCGCCCUCGACAACACCAUAAUCGCCACCGCAAUCCCCAAAAUAACAACCGUCUUCAACAGUCUCGAAGAUGUCGGUUGGUACGGAUCGUCCUACCUCCUAACGACCUGCUCCCUUCAGCCCUCGUUCGGGAAAGUGUAUACAUAUUUCGACGUCAAGUACACGUACCUCUUCGCGCUUCUCCUUUUCGAAAUCGGAUCGAUUAUUUGCGCCGCUGCCAGGAAUUCACCCAUGUUCAUCAUUGGAAGAGCAGUUGCGGGAGCUGGCGCUGCCGCCCUUUUCUCAGGAGGCAUGACGAUUAUAGGGUACUCUGUCCCGCUGCGCAAACGACCUAUCUACAUCGCCGCGCUAUCCAGCAUGUUCGGUAUUGCCAGCGUCGUUGGUCCCAUCCUCGGCGGCGCCUUGACCGACCGCGUCUCCUGGCGCUGGUGCUUCUGGAUCAACCUGCCCUUCGGCGCCGUCUCACUCUUCGUCGUCGGCUUCUUCUUCUCGAACCCGGAGCGCCAGUAUAGCCACACCCCCUUCCGAUCGCGCAUCAAGGAAAUCGAUUUGCUGGGCGCGGUCUUCUUGAUCUGCGCCAUUGUGUGUUUGUUGCUCGCGCUGCAAUGGGGUGGCCAGACGUAUCCCUGGGGGAAUUCGAAGGUUUGGGGGACUUUGCUGGGCUUUGGGCUCAUUAUUAGUGUGUUCAUUGCGAUUCAGAUGAGGCAGAAGGAUAGGGCGACGAUUCCGGUCAGGGUGUUUAAGCAACAAACUGUGUUGGUUAGCUGCGUGUUCUCGGCGCUGCUGUCUAUGGGGUUGUAUACCCACAUCUUCUACCUCCCGUUUUACUUCCAAGCCUCCAAGGGCACCACAGCCGAAGAAUCCGGCAUCCGCACCAUCGCCUAUCUAGUCAGCAUAACAUGCUCCUCCAUCGUCAUCGGCGGCCUAAUCACCAUCCUCGGCUACUAUACACCCUUUAUGUGGUUCGGGAGCGCCGUCUUUACAAUCGGCGCAGGGAUGCUGUACACCCUCAAAAUCUCCUCCCCGGCCGCCUCAUGGAUCGGCUACCAAAUCCUGGCCGGCAUCGGCGCCGGCGCCUCUGUGCAAAUCCCCUUCAUCGCCGUGCAGGUCGUCACCUCCACGCGCGACAUGCCCACCGCCAACGCCAUGGUCAUGUUCUUCAACUCGCUCGGCGGCGCCAUCGCCAUCAGCAUCGCGCAGAACAUCUUCGUCAACAGCCUCGCGCGCGAGAUCCCCAAAUACGCGCCGGGCCUGGAUCCGCGCAUAGUGAUCAAUGCGGGGGCCACGUAUGUGCGCCAGGUUGUGCCGCCGGCGCUGCUGCAGGGCACGCUGGAGGCGUAUACCAAGGCGAUUGUGAGUGCGUUUAUACUGGCGAUUGCGACGGCGGGCUUGGCGUUCUGUGUCAGUCUCGGGAUGGAGAUGAGGAGCGUUAAGGGGAAGAAGCUGGUGCAUGCUGGGGGCGCGUAG
Molecule: messenger RNA, 1851 nt
Organism: Trematosphaeria pertusa
Lineage: Eukaryota; Fungi; Ascomycota; Dothideomycetes; Pleosporales; Trematosphaeriaceae
Product: MFS general substrate transporter
Exons: 3
Coding region: 1-1851 (616 amino acids)
Biological process (GO): transmembrane transport
Molecular function (GO): transmembrane transporter activity
Source: RefSeq, a predicted model, not a curated record